CUUGACGGCAAUGAUCACAUAACAUACCCACGGUAGCUAGGAUACCUUGAUUACCUUUUUGAGAAACCAAAAUUUCUCCUCUCCGAUUUCAAUCAUAUAUAAGCUUCAAGCCUUACUCAAUGGCAGGUUUUUCAUUACAACAACUGUGACCAAACCCCCCACCACUCGUUUUCCCCUCAUCUUUCUGGGCACUGCACAACAACAACCCAAGAUGCUUGGCCCGCUCCUCCUCGCAGGCGCGACCUCGCUCGCCGUCGCCACAACCGGCGCACUGGAGGCAAUUAUACCACCCCAGCUGCGCGACAUCCUCGGCAAUGCGACCGGGAACCCGCUGUACCAGUACCCGACCUCGCUCACCCAGGACAUCAUCCCCAAGGGCAUGCACAGCCACAACGACUACUGGCGUCCGGUGCCCUUCUACUCGGGCCUCGCCCACGGUGCCAUAUCCACCGAGGCCGACGUCUGGCUGUACGGGGACGAGUUGCACGUUGGCCACGACCGCUCGUCGCUGACCGAGGGCCGCACCUUUGACAGCCUCUACGUGCAGCCAAUCCUGUCGGUCCUGAAGCGCCAGAACCCGUCCCACCGCUUCGUGGGCGGCGAGGCCACCAAGUACGGCGUCUUUGACACCAACCCCGGCCAGACCCUCUACCUCUUUGUCGACGUCAAGACGGACGGCGCCGAGACCUGGCCCGCCGUCGUCAAGGCGCUCCAGCCGCUCCGCGACGCCGGCUUCCUGACCGUCUUCAACGGCAGCAGCACCACGCAGGGCGCCGUGACCGUCGUCGGCACGGGCAACACGCCGCGCGGGCUGGUGCAGGGCGUCUCGCCCAGGGACUACUUUUGGGACGCGCCGCUCGCGCGCCUGGCCGACCCGGAAUUCGCCAACGUCACGGCGAACGAGAGCCCGAUCGCCAGCACGAGCUUCAACGGGCAGUGGGGCGAGACGGACGUGGAGGAGGGCAGGCGCACCAGGCGCACGGGAAAGCUGAACGACGCCCAGAUGGCCCAGCUCGAGGCGCAGGUCAAGGCCGCGCACGACAAGGGCAUGCUCACCAGGUACUGGGACACGCCGGGGUGGCCGGUCAGGACGAGGAAUGCCGUCUGGAGGACGCUGUGGGAUGCUGGAUGCGACCUGCUCAAUGUUGACGACCUGGGGGCUGCGGUUGAGUUUUGGGAGCAGGAGGUCUGAUUCAGGUUGCGGUUAUAUAGCUCGCAUGUCGUUGGGAAAAGAUGACCGCGAGAUGCGUUUAUCUGUAUUAAUGAUUAAUAUGGACUAAUGUGCUUGUUGCAUGUAGUCGGCCGAUAACCCCUUUUUUCGCAGACUGGACUGACUGGUACAUUGUCUUGUAGACCAAUGAAACGACGAAGCCAAGAUCGAAAUCGU
Messenger RNA from Pyricularia oryzae 70-15, 1387 nucleotides. RefSeq lists its product as uncharacterized. The transcript has a single exon. The record is from RefSeq and is a predicted model, not a curated record. Bases 212 to 1192 code for a protein of 326 amino acids. Gene Ontology annotation, molecular function: phosphoric diester hydrolase activity. Gene Ontology annotation, biological process: lipid metabolic process. Lineage: Eukaryota; Fungi; Ascomycota; Sordariomycetes; Magnaporthales; Pyriculariaceae.